This is a messenger RNA of Vitis vinifera (wine grape), 1842 nucleotides long. RefSeq lists its product as uncharacterized. The transcript has a single exon. Lineage: Eukaryota; Viridiplantae; Streptophyta; Magnoliopsida; Vitales; Vitaceae. The coding region runs from base 1 to 1842 and encodes 613 amino acids. The record is from RefSeq and is a predicted model, not a curated record.
AUGAAUUCACCAAUUGGUAAUUGCAUGCCUUUGUUACUUGGUGAAAAUGAUGGUACUAGUAAUGUUCAAAAUCCAUUUACUUUUGAGCAUAGAUCAGAAGAGGAUGAGGAAGACGAAGAAGGAAGACAAUGUGAUGAUGACAGUGUAGGAGCCGAGGAUGUUCAUAAUGAUGAUAACCAAGAUAGGGAAGGUAGCUCGCCUUUUUUAGCUAUUCGUGAGACAAUUGAAAGAGAACAAAUGAGAUAUGUGGCUGUGGAUGGGGAAGGAUGUAACUUGUCAAACAAUCCAGAUACAGAGGAUUUAGAUGACCCAAUUGAAUUAUCUCCAAUGCAAUAUCAUUUGGCACCAUCACCACAGUUUGAAAAUGUUGAAACCAUUGGUCAUGUUGUGUCAAGUGAAUGGACCCUAUGGGGAAACACUCUUAUGGGACAUCCAACUGGAGAGUUCAUAGUUGGACAAAUAUUUAAUUCCAAAGGAGAUUUGCAACAUGCUGUAAAGAUGUACUCUAUUAAUUCGCACCAAGAGUAUAUCGUUUUGUCAUCCACAAAGAAAUUGUUGGUCCUAAGAUGCAAUAAAGCUGAACAGUCUCAAUGUCCUUGGAGAUUACAUGCUACAGUUGUUAAAGGGACAUCUUUAUUUGAGAUCAACAAAUAUAGUGGCCCACACACAUGUGUCAAUCCUUGCAUGAACCAAGAUCAUCAUCAGUUAGACUCAAACCUGAUAGCCGCCCAUAUAGAGGGAAUGAUUAAGACACAAUUCACACUUUCAGUGGCUGCCAUUCAAGCAAGUGUUGUAGAAAGAUUCGGGUACCAUAUCUCAUACACUAAGGCUUCGAAAGGCAAGCGUAAAGCAUUAACUAAUUUGUUUGGUGAUUUCUAUAAAUCAUACGCUAAACUGCCACAUUUUUUUGGUGCCUUAGAGCAAGCCAAUCCAGGAUGUGUUGUAAUUUCUAAAACAUUCCCAGGAAAUAUGCAAAAUGAAGAGGCAUUUCAGCGAGUCUUUUGGGCAUUUCAUCCUUCCAUAGAGGGCUUCAAGCAUUGUCGUCCUGUGUUAACUAUUGAUGGUACACACUUGUAUGGGAAGUAUAAGGGCAUUGUAAUGAUUGUCAUGGGCUGUGAUGGAAAUAAUCAAUUGUUUCCUCUUGCUUUUGCAUUAACUGAGGGUGAAAAUGUUGAUAGUUGGGGAUGGUUUUUGGCAUGUAUUAGAAAUCGAGUAACUCAAAGGAGGGGUCUUUGUGUUAUCUCUGAUCGUCAUCCGGGCAUUAUGGCUGCGUUUGCUGAUGUUUAUCUUGGUUGGUCUGAGCCAAAUGCAUAUCAUCGAAUUUGUAUGCGCCAUCUUGCUAGCAACUUUAUGACUCACUUUAAGGACAAAUGCUUGAAACAACUUUUAUGUAGAGCUGCCUUAGAAACUAAGGUAGAAAAAUUCAACAUGCAUAUGGAGACAAUUGGGAGAAUCAAUCAAGACGCACUUAGCUGGUUGGAGGCUAUUCCCUUUGAGAAAUGGGCACUAUCACAUGAUGGAGGUCGACGAUAUGGCAUAAUGACUACGAACAUGUCAGAAGUGUUCAAUAGUAUGCUUAAAGGGGCACGAAGUUUCCCUAUCACCGCAUUUGUUCAAUUGACAUUCUAUCGAGUUAAUAGUUACUUUGCUGUAAGAAGAGAACAUGGUGCUAGUCGACUUGCUUCAGGUGAACAAUACACUCCUUAUGUUGAUGCUAAGAUUAAUGCAAAUGUUGUUAAGGCAGGUUCUCAUGAGGUUGUUUUGUAUGAUCACUUCCAAGGAUUGUUUCAUGUGAAGGCCAAUAGGGGUAGUAAAAAGACAUCAUCUAGUGGAAGUACGUGA